AUGGGUAUGGUGGAGGAUGCGCUGGCAAGUUUUGCCCGGGCUGAAGAGAGCGCGAUGCGCCUGGGGGACAUGGAGAACGCCGCACAGUACAGUGCUGCUAUUGGUCUGCUACUGCUGUCGGAGCAGAGGUACUCGGAAGCAUUGGCUGCGUAUGACAGGGCCAUCAGCCAGUGGCCGGGUUCUGCAGAUUUUUGGACCGCUCGGGGGGAGGCGCUUUGUGAGCUCGGGCGCUUCGACGACGCUUUGGCGAGCCAGCGCAAGGCUUUGGAGCUCUGCGCUGAGACGGAUCCCGGGCUCCUGUAUAAUCUGGCCUUGACCUACGCGGGCAUGGGCGAUGUCGAGGGCUGCGGCGAUGCUUUGCAGAAAGCCCUGGACGCGGAUCGGAUGCAGGUCUUGGCCAUCUCCCAGAACUUCGCUGGCGGUGGUGAGCUCUUCGCACAGCGUCGGCAGGCCGAGCUAGCGUUCUACAGAUUCUACUUCGCGUUUUAG
This is a messenger RNA of Symbiodinium sp. CCMP2456, 489 nucleotides long. The record is from the annotation of a GenBank genome assembly. NCBI's taxonomy places the organism in Eukaryota, Dinophyceae, Suessiales, Symbiodiniaceae.